AUGGUAACUACUGGGGAAAGUAUCGAGCAGAACGGCGAGCAGAAUGUCGAAGCAGAAAAUGGCAACACGACCAGCUCAGAUUUGGAGCAGGAUAAAAUACAGGUUCAAAAUUUUUUCAUUUGAUGCCGUCUCGCAGAAAUAUGAGUAUUUGAGAAAAAAGAAGUGAAACAAAACCUCUUUUUUUUUCAAAAAAAAGUUUGAAUUUGAAAUUUAGACUGUGAAAAGUGGAGUGAAAAAUUGAAUAUGUUUUUUAUUAAAAUUUUUACAUUCUGGAAUAAACUUCUUUCCGACCAUUUCUAGUUAUUUUUCGUUUCAGAAGUUGAAAGCUCGUAUACCAACCCCAGAAGUAGCCGACAAUGAAAAUGAAGAGGAAGGUGUUGCGAACAGAAGCGACUCGAAUGGUUCCGCCAUCCGUUCAAACGGAGUUCAGGAUGAGAAUUCAUCGACAGACGCUGAAGAUGUAAGAGAUUUAAGAAUUUAAAAAAAUAUCAAUAAGAUCCCCGAAAUACGAUUAUAGCCCAUUUUUCCUCUGCUUGUUUUGUUUUUUUAGGCAAAAAAGAAUGUAUCUAAAAUUUGACCAAACUUCGCUUCAAGACCUUUGCCUUUUGCUGGGUUUUUUUGAUGUUUUGUAGGGCAAAAAAGCUGUUUUACGGUGUCGUUAUUUCUGGUGUGCUUGCAAAACGUGACCUGUUCCCGCGAAAAACUAUAUUUUUUAGCGCAACGAUCGAGAAGAGAAAAUGGAGGGAGUUGACAGUGGGAAUGGUACUACGGUCGCUGACGACGACGAAGCUGUUCCUUCAACUUCUGACGCCAAAAAUGAUGAAAAUAAUGAAGAGGUUGAAAUGAAAGGUUGAUAAAGAUUAUCAAAAUGUAGUAUGUUCAUUUUUUUUUUAGAAGAUGACGAAGCCGUGACUAACGGCCGAGCUGAUGCGACGACUUCUGAAGGUGCAGCAGAGCUUCCGAAGACCAACGGAACGGCAAAAGAGGCGUCAGAAGAGCCACCGUCGACGAAUGGAGCGCAGAAGCGAGUGGUCGAAUGCAUCGAUUUAGACGACGACGAACCGGUCGCCAGCGAAGAGCCACAGGCCAAAAAGUUAGUUAUUUACUUUUCAUUAAGAAAAACUUGUUCUUAGAAAAUUGUCUCAUUUACUAACUUCAGAGCCAAAGUCGACGCCGACGACGAUAUCGAGGACGUUACUCCCAGUCCCGCUCCGAAGGCGGAGAAAAAGGAGGUUGAUCUAUCAGUGUUUUCGCUUUUAUGAUUCAUUCGAUUCCAGGAAGACUCAGAGUUGAAGAAGACGGAGCCUCAACUGACCAGCCCUGAAGCUCUUCUGAAUAAGUUGGAAGGCUACGUGGCUGAUGUAAACUCUCGAAAUUAUAGUUCUUUUAUUCACUUCCGAGAAUUUAGGCGAUUGAAAACGAGAAAAACGUCCAAAGGAAACUUCUCGACGCGCUUCUGGGAGCCAUUAACCUGCAGGUGCAGAAAGAGCCCCUCAGCGUCCGGAAACUGAUUCUGGACAAGCAACUCGUUCUUCCCAACACCAUCUCUUUCCCGCCAAGUCAAGUGAGAUAAUUGGUACCGAAUUUAAUUAUAUUGUAUGGGUUUGAGGUCGUCGACCUCCUGAUUGAGCAUGAUCCGGAGUUUCCUCUCUCGAAAGUCGUCCACAAAAUGUUCGGGGACGAGCGGCCGAAACUGAGCGACGCCGAGAAAAAAGAACGCCAGCUUCUCAAGGUUCUUACUUGGAUUCUGAACUUAGAACUUUAUUCUUCUUGUUGAAAAAAAAACACUUUAUGAAUUUUUUUGAUGGAAUAUUGAAAAAAAUAUCUUUUUAAAAAGAGUUUUUUUGAAGUAGUUAUAAAACUGAAUUUGAUUUAUAAAAAAAUUUGAAAUAAAUAAGCAUGAAAUAAAAAGCGAUUAGAAAGCCAAUUUUAAUCGCUUUGUUCAUCUUUCUGAUAAGGGGUAGAAAUAAAAUAGUUUUUCAGAGAACUUCCGAAUUACCUUCCUACUUUUUGAAAAACUUGUCCUUUUGUUUAAAAAAAAAGCUAUGAAAGACAAUAAUCAUAUCCUGAAAUCUAAAAAGUCAGCAGAAAACAAAAACUUUGCUUGCAAAAUGUUUUUAGGGCUCUCAAAACUUGAAUUUUCCUUUAUUCAUUUGUGAAAAUUAAAAAUGAACAACUUUUUUUGCAGGCCCACAGCGUCGUGCCGCACAUGACCAAGAUCCUGAUGGACAUUGGCCAGGACCUCGUUCAGGAAGCCACCUACAGCGACAUAGUCCACGCCAGGAACUUGCCGGAAACUCCGAAGAACAUCGACACCUACAAACAGGUCUCAACUCGUCUCGUUUCGUCAUUUUAUUGUAAUUUGUGUUUUAAAGGUUGCCGCACAGCUCAAACCCGUAUGGGAAACUUUGCGGAAAAAGAACGAGCCCUACAAAAUGCCGCAACUUACCUGCCAGGUAACAAGGAGUGCUAAUGAAUUUAGUACAUCUGAGAAAUAAGUUUUAACUGAAAAAAAAACCACAAUUAAAAUUUUCUUUGUCAAGAAAAAGUUUUCUCUUUGAAUGCCAUAUUGAGAUUUUUUGAUAGAAUAUGAAGAAAGUCAUUUUCGAAAGUAAUAGUUCCUACGUUUCAGGCGAAAAAUAUAUAUUCUUCUCCUUUUUUUAACUCAAUUAAUGGAUUUUUUGAAACAAGAAAAAGUUUUUCUUUUAGACACGUUCAUAUGGUUAUUUUAUGAAAGGAUGUUAUUUUUCAUUCUUCAAACGCAUUCUCAAUAUUUACUAAGUUGAUAUGUUUCUUGAUUCACUUUUAUUUGCCUGAAAUGAAAAGAGAAAACCACAAAAAGAGGGAAAACGAAGAUUUUAGUUCAAAAAAAAAACUCCUUCGACAGCACGCUACACUUUUCCUCAACUUUUUUCACUGACAAUGUUUUUUGAAAACUAAAAUAUCUGAAAACUAGAGCAACGUUAGGUAUAAAGAUCGACUUUUUUCUCCAGUUUAUUCGGAAGUUUUCCAGGUGUGUGGCUUCAAAUCGGAAUCGCGGCUGGUGAUGAUGAACCAUCGGUCGCAGACGCACAUGAAGGGCGGCAAAUAUCAGUGCGCCAUGUGUCCCGAGUACGACACCAACGAGCAGCGGCUCAUUCAACAUUACUUGUCAGUUUCAGAAUGGACUUUUAGUUUUAACGUAAUAUUUAUGAAUUAUUGAUUUCAAGGACUAGUGCUAAGAAUCGGACAGAACUGCAGAUAAGACAAAAAAGGAUGAAAAAAUUUCCGUAGAGUUUUGGAAUAAAAAGAAUUAUCGAGGUGUUUUUAUUAUUGAAAAACUGGUGAUUUUAACUGAAAUGAGAUCUCAAAUUUCGCUCUAAAAAUUGGAUCUCAAACCGUGGAAAAACAAAAUUCGAAAAUGUACUAAAAUUUGCCGAAGUCUUUGAAUGGUAGGCCGCAAAUCGUCACCCCAAGAUCCAGCUCGUCUAUGUUAAUUUUCCUCAAUUUAUAAGUGAUUCAGUUGCUUUUCGCUUUCUCAAAAUUACAUCCAGUUGUGUUCAUUCCAGAGAAGCUCAUUUGGUGAUUGCGACGAAAGAAGAUCGCGACACGAAGCAGCCCUGCUACAUUUGCGACGAGGACUUUGUCUACAAAGGUCUUCGCGACGCCCACAUGAAGCAGUGCAAGAAGGACUACGCUCGCGUCCGCAAUAUCAUGGCUCCUAAGGUUAGUUUUUUUCGUUUUUUUCAAAAAAAUAAAAAAAUAGAUAAAUAGAUAAAUAAGAUGAACUCCUUUAGUUGACAACAACUCUUAGACAAAAUUUUCAAAAAGACUGUAAAAUUCGACUUUCACCUUGUUGUUUUCGCCUGAAAAAAGAUGCGAAAAUAUUAUUGUUAUAUCCUUUUCUCGUUUCUUCAAUAAUUUUCUUUUAAAGGGCUAUCUUGACGUCAAAUUUUUGCUUUUUCACAGCCUGAAGACGCGUUGACGAUCAAUCGAUGGCUGUGGGACCGACCUCCAAUAGAUCCGACGAUUCUGCAGCAACAACAGGCCGCACAAGCUCAAGCGGUUCGUUUUUCUAAAUUAUAAUUUAUAUAUAUAUAUUUUUUUCAUUCUACGAACCUUUUUUUAGUCGGUAAAUUUGAAAUUUAGUAGUUUUUCGUCACUAAAAAAAUGAAGCGAAAUUUUUUUCAGAAUUUUUUUAGAGUUUUUCGAAUUUCCCUUCUCUCAAUUUGUAGUUUAUAUGAAAGAUAUUUAAGAAGUUUUUAUACUAAGAAAGUGAUAAGGCUUUAAUCUCUGCAAAACUUCCUAACUUUUAUUCUCUUAACGAGGAGGUAUUUUAAAUGGAAACGUUUGUAAAAGUUUGUGCAAAUUGAAAUGCGUUUUGCAUUGCAAAAAGCUUAAUUUACGCGCGAAAUGACUUGAUUUUUUUUCUUAGAUGUCUGGAAUUUACAGAAAACUCGUGAAAAGAUCUUUGUAGUUAUGAAUGAAGACGCCUCAUAGUGGCUACCUGCGUAAACUUUCAAUUUUUAAUUUUUUUUUUUUUAGAAAAUGCCAAUUUUUCCUGUAAGAAUGCGUUAUAAAAAAAUAGUGCAAAAUUUGGGAAAAUAACUUUAUUUUCAGAUGCAAAAGAAGCACCAGCAGCAGCAGGCGGCGACGCAGCAGGCUCAGUUGACGGCGAUCCGCCAGCGCCAGCAACAGGCCGCCGCUGCGACUUCCCAACAGACGGCCAUGCUCCAGCAGCAGCUCCUCCAGCAACAGAGAGUUCGCCAGAUGACGGUUCUACUUUCUUUUCUUCACUCAUUAUAACUUGUCUUUUUUCAGCAAGCCUUCAUGAGCAGCAACCGGAUGAUCAACCAGACUCAGUUGUUAGCCGGUGAGAGAAAAUGAUCUUUUUCAUAAGGAACUUCUCCGGUUUCAGCGAUGCAGCAACACAUCCAACGAACGAGUGGAGCUGGACGAGGGGCGACUGUGCCGGGCUUGGGGACGCCGAUCGCCGCGGCCUCCGUCGCCCUGCUUCAGAAGCAGCUUCAGCAGCAGCAGCAAGCCCAGGCUCAGGCUCAGAAGGCUGCUGCCACUCCUCCUGGCCUUGGAAGAAAGUCUUCUUCGGUAUCCCCAAGUUAACUUUUCGAGUAUUUAAUCUGGAGCUCCAGACGCCUUCCGCCAAGACCCCGACUACGAGUGGUUCACCUACUCAGUGCGAAAUCUGCGAUCAGGCCGUCGCUGAGAAGGAAAAGUACCUCGUUCAUCUCCAGGUUUGGUUCAAAACCUUCGAAAUAAAUUUUGUUAAGGGACCCAUGUGAAAAUUAAAAGUUAUAAGUACUUUUAUUCUAUAACCUUGAUAAGAUCGUAUCCAUUGUUCGAUCGGACGAAAUAUACUAAUAUAAUAGAUUCAGAAAUAAAUAUAGUAGAAAAGGCGCACUACUUUAAAAAUGGUCUUCGGCGUGAGAUCUUCAAAUUUCCGAUGUUGCUUUCUCAAAAAAUACAGCAAGCUGCUAUGAAUCGACUAGAUUGUUCGACGCCGAAUUAAAAAUUAUAUACCAGAUUUUUUUUUUCAGUUGAGAUAUCCAUUACAUCCAGCACCUCCGUAAAAAAAAAAAAAGAAAACUUACCAGUUUGAAGAUUUUCAUUAGUUUUUUUGAUUAAACAAAGCUCUUUUUGCAGACUUUCCACAAGCAAAUGAUCGGGAAGUCGGUGGCGGACAUGACGCAGGGCGCUCCAUUGGCUUGCAGUCGGUGCCGCGACCGAUUCUGGACUUACGAAGGCCUCGAAAGACAUCUGGUCAUGUCCCACGGCCUCGUCACCGCCGAUUUGCUUCAAAAAGCCCAGAAGAAGGAGGACGGCGGCCGUUGCAAGCUCUGCAGCAAAGUACGUUUCUCAGCUCUUUUUUCGUCUUUUCUUUUCUAUUUUGUAAAUUAUAAUUUUUCUUCAUAUCAAAAAAAAAUAUCUGAAUUUGCUGAUUUUUUGGAGACGAUUUAUAAGAAUUUUUUUUAGCAAUAUGCCUUCAACAUGCUGCAGCACUUGGUCGCCGAUCAUCAAGUCAAACUUUGCUCUGCGGAAAUUAUGUGAGUUUACUUUUUUUGUUCACUUAAAACAGUAAAUUUAAAGUUCAACGCUGAUUUUUUUGUGAACAAGUAUAAUGUUUUUGUCCAAUUUUUUUAGUUCUAAAUAUUUUUUUAGAUAGAAUUUUGAAUUUUUAUGGGAGAAAUCCUGAACCUUAAGCCGAAAAAUAUAGACUGGAGUGAUUUUGAGGAAAACUAGGUCACCGCAAAAAUGUGGAAGUUUUUGUGUUUCGCGCAAUAAAAAAGAGACCACCUGGCACAUUGGAAAAUUUAUGGCCUGUGCGAUCGAUAGUACUUUAAAUUUAGACGCAAUUUAAGAGGAUUUUUUAUGUGAACAGUGAUAUUUUGAACCCAAAAAAUGGUAUGUAUGGGAAAGCUGGGAAAAUCACACCUUUGAGAUCUUUUAACCUCCUUUUUUCUGCGUACGGGAAAUAGUCGAGAUAAACUUGUUCCUCUUUCAAAGAGGUGAUUUUAUUUGAAUGAAUGAAAAGCUAUAGGAAAAGCUCGUCCGCUAACUAGAUUCAAAUCCUGAAUUCAAAUCUAUACAGUUUUCCAUUUUCUGAAAACCGAUGCUUUGAAUCGUCAUUUAUGUGCUCUCCGUUAAACUUUUGGGGUGUUAAAAAUUGUUCCACCUUUUUUUUGAGAAAAUUUCUUAGAACUUUAAACGAUUUUCCCGUUGCAGGUACUCUUGCGACGUGUGCUCCUUCAAGUGCACGAGCUACCAAAUUCUGGAGGUGCACCUCACGUCGAAGCAUCCGAAGGGCGGCGCGCCGGUCGCCGACCGCCCUCAAGCCGAAAAGGCUCGUUGAUUUCUUGUUCCUUGACACUUUGUCUCCUCGAACUUCCCGUCCUUCUUUACUGUUCCUCUUCGUGUCUUUUCUAACCUUCUACCUGUCCGAAGAUCAGCUUCUGACCUUUCUGUGUAUAAUUGUCUAUGACUAUGUGUAGGUUAUAACCGUUGUUCAUCAAUAAAUUAUGAUUCUUAGCGUGGAGUGGAGUUCUUUCAGAUUGAGACAACCUAACCGAAGAAGUUGAAGUAAAAUUUAUUAAUAAUUCAUGUCGCUUCACUAAUUUUUGACUCUAGAUUUCUAACCAUGGAAUUUUGAGCUUGAGUUUGAUUUUUUAGAAGGCUCUGGUGUGAUUUUUUUUUUUUCAAUGCUUGUACAUAAUAUUAUAAUUUUUUCAAUCACACGUCGAAAUAAUUUCUUAACGUCAGAAGUGUCACCAAAACAAAAAGUAUCAUAAUUUUUUCCCAUAUUUUACCUUAUUUUUCUACAAAUCGGAUCCCAAAACCGUAAUGAAAGCUGUGUUCAGGCCAAGGACGAUUGUAUAACGCUGGACGAUUAA
This is a messenger RNA of Caenorhabditis auriculariae, 7385 nucleotides long. The record is from the annotation of a GenBank genome assembly. Lineage: Eukaryota; Metazoa; Nematoda; Chromadorea; Rhabditida; Rhabditidae.